AUGAUCUCACCCAUACUUCACAGGCAGCUCCUGAGACGUGCUACACAGUCCAGAUGCUUCUGUUCAAGCCCAAUUCUUGCUGCCCAAGAGGUAAAGCGCCUCGGCGUCAUUGGAGCUGGACAGAUGGGCCUGGGGAUAGCAUUGGUAGCCGCGCAGAAGGCCGGCCUACCAGUAACUCUAGUUGAUACGAACCAGGCUUCAAUCGAUAAAGGUCUUAAAUUCGCCGACAAAUUGUUAGCCAAAGAUGUCUCGAAAGAGCGUAUCACACAAGAGCAGUCCGACAAGACACGAUCCCUCCUCCGUCCCACCACAUCCAUGGAUUCCCUUGCGGAUGUAGACUUCGUAAUUGAAGCUGUCCCCGAAAUUCCCUCCCUUAAAUUUUCUAUAUUCGAAGCCCUGGCGCAGAUAUGCCCUCCCCAUGCCAUCCUAGCUACAAACACCUCCUCUAUUUCCAUCACUAGAAUAGCAGCAUCGACGACAAAGGACCCAACGGACACAUCAGCUUCAUCACGUGUGAUUUCAACGCACUUCAUGAACCCGGUGCCAAUUCAAAAGGGCGUUGAAAUCAUCACUGGUUUACAAACAAGUCAAGAGACAAUUAAUACCGCGAUAGCUUUCUGCAAGGCUAUAGGCAAAAUUCCAUCACAAUCUGCGGAUUCGCCAGGAUUUCUUGCAAACCGAAUCCUGAUGCCAUAUAUCAAUGAGGCAAUCAUCUGUCUGGAAACUGGUGUUGGACGCAGGGAUGACAUUGAUGCCAUCAUGAAGAACGGCACAAAUGUACCUAUGGGUCCUUUACAAUUAGCGGACUUUAUCGGAAUCGACACUUGCCUGGCUAUUAUGAAGGUAUUAUACGAGGAAACUGGAGACUCAAAAUACAGACCUAGCGUACUUCUGAGGAAAAUGGUCGAUGCAGGCUGGUUGGGGAAAAAGAGUGGAAAGGGAUUCUACGACUAUUAG
Lachnellula hyalina is the source of this 957-nucleotide messenger RNA. RefSeq names its product putative 3-hydroxybutyryl-CoA dehydrogenase (gene mmgB). Gene Ontology annotation, biological process: fatty acid metabolic process. The transcript has 4 exons. The record is from RefSeq and is a predicted model, not a curated record. NCBI's taxonomy places the organism in Eukaryota, Fungi, Ascomycota, Leotiomycetes, Helotiales, Lachnaceae. The coding region runs from base 1 to 957 and encodes 318 amino acids. Gene Ontology annotation, molecular function: oxidoreductase activity, acting on the CH-OH group of donors, NAD or NADP as acceptor; NAD+ binding.